Molecule: messenger RNA, 1867 nt
Organism: Hermetia illucens (black soldier fly)
Lineage: Eukaryota; Metazoa; Arthropoda; Insecta; Diptera; Stratiomyidae
Gene: TkR86C
Product: tachykinin-like peptides receptor 86C
Exons: 9
Coding region: 308-1783 (491 amino acids)
Biological process (GO): G protein-coupled receptor signaling pathway
Cellular component (GO): plasma membrane
Molecular function (GO): tachykinin receptor activity
Source: RefSeq, a predicted model, not a curated record
UUAGCAUGGCAUUCACGCUGCCAUUUUGGGAAAUCCAAAGCCGGCAUCCUUUCCGUUGAGUCUGCUGAAUUUAAACUGAAACUUUUCCUUGUUCAAUUUUUGUAGUGAUUGUUUACGUUAGUCAGAUACAAAUCCUGUAGUGGUAGAUAGUGGGUGUUUGGUGUAAUUAUAUAGUUUGCUAGAACACUAGCCUGAUCCGUGUAUUAUCCUGAUAGUUGUAAAUUAAGAGUGAUAUUCAAUAAAGUAGAGUGGUUGAUUGGUUGGUGAAAAGUUUUAGUGUUGUAAGUGAAAGUUGCUGGUGGUUAAAAUGGGUGACGACAUUGACAUUGAUUUACUGAUGAAUUGCACGAUGUUGGCGGUAAAUCGGUUUGCAUUGGAAAGUAUCGUCAAUUCGACUGAUUUAACUUCGUUGAAUCGUACGGAGCUGGUGAAUUUUUUAACGGAGAUCAUAUCAAGUCAGGACUAUGAGGGUACUAUCAAUACCAUAAGAGAAUUCAUGACGGAAUGCCUCUUUCCAUCACCAACUCGGCCUUACGAAUUGCCAUGGGAGCAGAAAACAAUAUGGGGCGUGAUUUUUGGCGCAAUGCUUUUCAUCGCCAUCUCUGGAAACGUUAUAGUCCUUUGGAUUAUCGUGGGUCAUAAAAGUAUGCGAAGUAUCACCAACUAUUUUCUACUGAACCUAAGCAUAGCCGACCUACUGAUGUCAGCGCUGAAUUGCAUUUUCAAUUUCAUUUUUAUGCUGAAUUCAGACUGGCCUUUCGGCUCAUUAUAUUGCACUAUAAAUAAUUUCAUGGCGAACGUAACGGUUUCAACGUCGGUUUUCACUUUAGUAGCUAUCUCUUUCGACAGAUACAUAGCCAUAGUGUACCCUUUGAAAAGAAGGGCGUCAAGACGGAAAGUACGCAUGAUUCUUCUGUUAGUUUGGCUCUUCAGUUGCAUGCUGGCGGCACCCUGUCUCCUGUAUUCCGCAACUAUGACAAAAACAUACUACAAUGGAAAGCAGCGUCGAGUGUGCUUCAUGAUGUGGCCAGACGGACGAUACCCCACAUCGAAAUCCGAUUAUAUCUAUAAUAUAAUUAUCUUGAUCCUGACGUAUGGGGUGCCUAUGCUGGUAAUGUUAGUUUGCUACUCUCUAAUGGGGCGCGUUCUAUGGGGAAGCAAAUCAAUAGGUGAGAACACGGAGCGGCAAAUUGAGUCAAUGAAAUCGAAAAAGAAGGUGGUGAGAAUGUUUAUUGUGAUCGUGUCAAUAUUUGCGAUUUGUUGGCUCCCGUAUCAUAUGUUCUUCAUUUACGCAUAUCACAACAAUAAAGUCACGUCCGCGAAAUAUGUACAGCAUAUGUAUCUGGGAUUCUACUGGCUCGCUAUGUCCAACGCUAUGGUCAACCCAAUUAUUUACUAUUGGAUGAAUAGAAGGUUUCGAAUCUACUUCCAGCGGGCGAUUUGCUGUCUGUGUUUCAAUUCAAUGAAGCCAUCAUCGCUUCGGAACGAUUCACCAAGUACGAUACUCCGUCAUAAAAGUGUAGCUAUAAGACAGCAUAAAGAUUCAGGUCUGCACUAUGACAAUAAAGUGAGGUGGAAUCGAAGUACAAUUGAAACGCAAAUUCAAAAUGGCAACUGCACUGUAAACGAAGAGGUCGUCAGGAUUUCCAUUCAACAGGACUCCAACGAAAAAAGCACCAGUCAAUCAACGGGAAUAAGAUCCAAAUUCAAUAAUUUGAGUGAAGUGAAAAUCUAUUCGUCGGGUAAGAAUCACCACAAGGCGUCGGAGCUGAUAGUUUCCUGACAUAGUUAUUAAAAUGUGGUGUAUCAUUAAUUGCGUUGUAUUUACAAAUAUGGAGUUUCUGUAAUAUACCGUAAUUCUAAUUGU